Molecule: messenger RNA, 2428 nt
Organism: Pseudopipra pipra
Lineage: Eukaryota; Metazoa; Chordata; Aves; Passeriformes; Pipridae
Gene: NAB2
Product: NGFI-A binding protein 2
Exons: 7
Coding region: 146-1558 (470 amino acids)
Biological process (GO): negative regulation of DNA-templated transcription
Cellular component (GO): nucleus
Molecular function (GO): transcription coregulator activity; transcription factor binding
Source: RefSeq, a predicted model, not a curated record
CGCCCGGCCCGGCCGCGGGACCCCCCGAGCCCCGGCACCCCCCGGAACCCCCGCGCGAACCGGCCCCGGACCCCCCCCGCCCCUCCCCGGGCGCCCGGCGGGGCGGGCGGAGCGGCCGGAGGGCGGUUCCAGGCGGCGGCUCGCCAUGGCCCUGCCCCGCACGCUGGGGGAGCUGCAGCUGUACCGGGUGCUGCAACGUGCCAACCUGCUGGGCUACUACGAGACCUUCAUCCAGCAAGGGGGGGACGACGUGCAGCAGCUCUGCGAGGCGGGCGAGGAGGAGUUCCUGGAGAUCAUGGCGCUGGUGGGCAUGGCCACCAAGCCCCUCCACGUCCGCCGCCUCCAGAAGGCCCUGCGUGAGUGGGCCUCCAACCCGGGGCUCUUCAGCCAGCCCGUCUCGGCCGUGCCCGUCAGCAGCAUCCCGCUCUUCAAGCUCUCCGAGGCCGGCGGGCGCAAGGCCCUCAGCAAUGGCCACGCCAGCCCCGGCGAGGCCGCGGGCAAGGGCGGCGGCAGCGCCGGGACGCCCCCGGCCCGCAGCCCCACGGAGCCGGGGGAGAAGCUGUCGCCGUCCGCGGCUCCGCAGUGGCCAGGGAGGAGCACCCCCGAGUCGGAGGGCGGCGGGGAUGAGGAGCCGGGGGGUCCCCCCUUCUCCCCGGGCGGGAGCGGCGGGGAGCAGGCGGCGGGCGCGGAGCUGGAGCCGGAGCUGGUGCGGACGGUGGCCGAGAGCGUGGAGCGGCUGCUGCAGAGCUGCCCCCGGGGCGGCGGCGACGCCGAGCUGCGGACGCUGAUGAAGGUCAACAAGAAGCUGGCCAAGGCCGUGGGGCACAUCUUCCAGCUGGAGGACGGCGACCGGCAAAAGGAGGAGGAGAUCCGCCGGCACAGCGCGAUCUACGGCCGCGGCGAGGCCCGGCGCCGCGAGGGCAAGCAGCUCACCCUGCACGAGCUCAUCAUCAACGAGGCGGCCGCCCAGUUCUGCCUGCGGGACAACUCGCUGCUGCUGAAGCGCGUCGAGCUCUUCUCGCUCUCGCGGCAGGUCGCGCGGGAGAGCACCUACCUGUCCUCGCUCAAGGUCGCCAGGGCGCUCCCCGAGGAGAGCGGAGCCGUCACAGCGAAGCGGCUCAAGCAGGAGGCGGGAGAGCAGAGCCGGCCCGAGCUGCUGGCGCUGCCCGUGGGGCUGGAGCCCCCCGGGGUCGUGUACCGAGCCAGCCUGGAGGAGGACACGGGCAGCCUCUCCGGGGAGAGCCUCGAUGGCCACUUGCAGGCGGCGGGGGCCUGUCCCCGGCUGACCCCCCCGCCCGGCACGGCCCCCGACGUGCCCCUGGGCCUGGCCCCCCACGGGCUCUGGAGCCGCCACAUCCUGCAGCAGACGCUGAUGGACGAGGGGCUGCGCCUGGCCCGGCUGGUCUCGCACGAGCGCGUGGGGCGGCUCAGCCCCUGCCUGCCGGGGAAGCCCCCGGCACCAGAGUUCGAGGACGGGCUGGCGGAACGGGGUCCUCCGGCCCCCCCCGAGCCCCCUCGGGGCACCAUCAAGGUGGAGCAGGAGACCAGCCGGCAGUGAGGCCCCCGUAGCCCCCCCGCCACCAUUAACGAAGCAAUAACGUGCUGGGGGACGGGUGCUGGCGGUGCUCCGGGCGCGGGGAGCCUGGGGUAGGGGGGGCUCAGCCGCAGCCCCCCCGGGCCCCCUCCCCUCCCACACCCACGCUCUGGUUACCUCAGCCGCGGCGGGAUGCGCCUCCCCGCAGCAGCAAUACCCUCAUCCCGCCCGGCUCCGGGCCCCCGCCACCCCCCCGGGCCCUCGAUGGACUGGAGCCCCCUGUACAGCCCCCCCCUCGUGCUGACCGUCCUCCCACCCCCCCCCGGCCCCGUCACCGCGCGGGGACAGACGCGUCCCCCCCCCGGCACACGCACCGCACCGCGCGCUCCCGCGUCAGCGCUGCCGCCCACGCCGGGCACACGGGCCCCCCGCGCACCCCCCCGCAGCGCCCACGCACCAGCCGCCGGCCCCCUCCCCGCAGCACGUGCCAGCGCACCGUGCACCCCCCCUGCGACCCCCCCCCAGCCCCGCACCGGCUGUAAAUACCCGCACGCGCCCCCCGCCCCCCGAUACCUGCGUGUGCUCCAUGCAUGGUCCCUGUGCCGCGGGGUGUCACACGUGCCGGGGGGUGUCACCCCCUCCCAGCACGACGCAGGCGGCGUUUGACGGGCACUGGGGAGGUGCUGCCCACCCCCCACCCACCCCCAUCAGCCCCUCGGGGUCGCUCCUGACCCGCCCCUCCCCAUUCCCAUAAGCCGUGCCCAGCCCCGGGGUCCCUCCCUCCCCUUAGGACUGUGUGGUGUCUUUUUAGAGCAUUAGCGACUCUUCCUUUGUACCGUGUACAGUAGAUUAUUUAUUUUGUUAUUUUGGAAUAAAACUUUAUUUUAUGGCUUA